AUGUCGUCCGAGGUAGCAAACAUAGAGACUGCCGAGUCAGAAGCUGGCCCCAGCAACUUCUCACCGAAGCCGACCACAGGAAAGCAGCAACAGCCUCGCCAGAACAACCAGCAAAAGCCUCGCAACUCCCACAUGCCUCGCCUCACUUCCGAGCAGCUCCGCAGACGCUUGCACUACAUCGCCUCUGGAUCCACUGUCAUCCUCAAGAUGCCUUCGGGAAGAACAAAAGCUGCCGAAAUCAUGCCGGGCAAGCAGGUCAGUCUGGGCAAGUUCGGCAGCUUCAAAGCGGAUGACCUCAUCGGCAUGCCUUACGGGUUCACCUACGAGAUCCAACCUGAAAUUGUCUCGGCUUCGACAUCUGAGGAGGCAUCGAAGCAAAAUGGAAAAGGAGCCAAGAAAGGCGGAGCGGGCAACAGCAAUGCAGCAGCAGGAGGAUUGCUUAAACUCGUCAUCAAUCAUACACUCAACGAUCUCGAAACUGAAGCCAGCGAAACAGUCGAAACCACAGCCACAAACGAACACAUCAACGACGACGGCUCGGCACAAAAGCUCACCUACGUCGACAUUCAAGAACUCAAGAAUAGGGGUAUCUCGGGUCGAGAGAUCAUCGAACAGCAGCUCGCCAGCUCCGAGUCUUUUGCCAACCGCACCGUCUACUCUCAAGCCAAGUACGUUGCGCGAAAAGAGCAGAAGCAUCUCAAGCUCUUUACUCCUCUGCAACCUGACUUUGGCAACGUGUGCGACUUUUGGUUCGACAAAUCACCCGAAAAGAUUCGUUGGAUUCGUAAAGAUGCUCUCAGUCAAGUGCUCAGCUUCGGAAGCGUGAGAACAGGUGGACGCUAUUUGGUAGUCGAUGGCGUGUCAGGACUGCUAGUAGGCUCAGUACUAGAACGGCUCGGCGGAGACGGAACGGUGAUAGCAAUCAACGACGCCGAAUCUCCACCUGCAUUCGACAUCAUCCCUUACUUCAACUUGCCAGCCCAAGUGACCAAGCCCGUUCUCAAGAUCCUCAACUGGGCCGCCACCGAACCCGACUACGCACCUGUCUUCUCCAAUCAAGACAUCUCCACCGUCACCUCCACCACCUCGGAAAACCGAUCAGCAAAAGACAAACCACGCGAUCGCAAACGUCAAGCCAACUUCCGUGAAGUCGAUCGUGUCCGAUCCGAGUACUUCGCUGGUGACUUUGACGCAGUUCUCAUCGCAUGUCACUACGAUCCGAUGAGUAUCUUGCGCAGAUUGAAACCGCACUUGGGGGGGUCAGCAAGUGUGGUUGUUCACAGCCCAUAUCUGCAGCCGCUGGUGGAGGCACAUGCGAAAUUGAGAGGAGAUGAGGAGUUUAUCAAUGUUAGUGUGACGGAGCCUUGGUUGAGAAAGUAUCAGGUGUUGCCGGGUAGGACGCAUCCGGAGAUGACCACGAGUAGUACUGCGGGUUACAUCUUGCAUGCUAUGAGAGUGUUUGGCGACAAGCAGGCGCUGGAGAUGCGGAAGGAGUACUUCACAAGCUGGGAGGAGGAGAAGGAGCAAGCUAGGGAGGCGGUAGAGGAGACAAAGAGUGAAGAGCACACAGAUACUCAGGAAGAGAGUGCGGCUGAUGAGGAAGGGCGCGAUACGAAACGGGUCAAGACCGAUGAGACGACAGAGGCUCAAACCGCAGCAGCAGAGCCACAAGCUUAA
Ustilago hordei is the source of this 1677-nucleotide messenger RNA. RefSeq lists its product as uncharacterized. NCBI's taxonomy places the organism in Eukaryota, Fungi, Basidiomycota, Ustilaginomycetes, Ustilaginales, Ustilaginaceae. Gene Ontology annotation, biological process: tRNA methylation. The transcript has a single exon. Bases 1 to 1677 code for a protein of 558 amino acids. Gene Ontology annotation, cellular component: nucleus; tRNA (m1A) methyltransferase complex. The record is from RefSeq and is a predicted model, not a curated record.